Molecule: messenger RNA, 2856 nt
Organism: Coregonus clupeaformis (lake whitefish)
Lineage: Eukaryota; Metazoa; Chordata; Actinopteri; Salmoniformes; Salmonidae
Product: calponin-1
Exons: 8
Coding region: 189-1124 (311 amino acids)
Biological process (GO): actomyosin structure organization
Molecular function (GO): actin binding
Source: RefSeq, a predicted model, not a curated record
AAAGUGGUCCACAGCCUCACCAGAGCGAGCAGAACGGUACAGAAUCUGAAUACUCCUGCAACAUCCGCGGGUCUGUCAGAUCCAUUGGAGUCCAGGGAUAAAGAGGACUUUGCUGUGAGUUUUCUCGUGCCAGGAUAGUGGGGUGUAUUUCACAAUUUUAAAAUCUCUGUGAAUAAUCAAAGAUAACUAUGUCAAAGAAUUUCAAAAGUGGACCAUCCUUCGGACUUUCUGCCGAGGUCAAAAGUAAGUUGGCCCAGAAGUAUGACCCCCAGAAGGAGGAGGAGCUGAGGCUGUGGAUCCAGGACGUAACAGGCAAGAAGAUCGCUGAUCCUUUCAUGGAGAACCUGAAGGAUGGGGUCAUCUUGUGCGAACUUAUCAACACACUUCAGCCAGGAUCUGUGAGAAAGAUUAACACUUCCCCUCAAAACUGGCAUCAGCUGGAAAACAUUGGCAAUUUUGUCCGAGCCAUCACAGAUUAUGGAAUGAAGCCAUACGAUCUGUUUGAGGCCAACGACCUGUUUGAGAAUACCAACUACACCCAGGUCCAGAGCACGCUCAUCACCCUGGCUGGAAUUGCCCAGUCCAAAGGUUUCCACUCCAAGUAUGAUAUGGGAGUGAAGUAUGCAACAGCACACCAGCGGCGUUUCGCCCCAGACAUGCUGAAGGAAGGGCGCAAUGUCAUCGGCCUGCAGAUGGGUACCAACAAACUUGCUAGCCAGAAGGGCAUGACAUCUUAUGGCACGCGGCGUCACCUGUACGACCCAAGGGGGGGAAUGGAGAACCCUCUGGACCAGUCUACCAUCAGCCUCCAGAUGGGCACCAAUAAGGGUGCCAAUCAGUCUGGCAUGACGGCCCCUGGCACCAGGAGACACAUCUAUGACAAGAGUCUGGGCUUGGAGGACUGCGACACCUCCACCGUUUCACUGCAGAUGGGCACCAACAAGAUGGCGUCCCAACAGGGCAUGACCACAUACGGCCUCCCUCGGCAGGUCUACGACAACAAGUACUGCUCCAACCCCGAUGAAUUCGUCAACAACGGGGAGAGGGCUGAGUAUGACGAUCCCCCAUCCAGCUUAAACAUUGAGAAUACAGGAAAAAGUUCCUUGAAUGGAAAGAAGAAAUGACCGACGUGUUGCUGUUAACCUCUAACCCCUGAGGAACCAGAGACCACUCUGGGAUUCAAUCCCUCUGGAUGACACGGGCCCACAGAAUCAGACUGAGUCUUCCAGGACACAGGGACAUGGAUUAGUAGCUUUGAGCAGAUGUAUUCCUUAUGACUUUGCCUGUGUUUGCACCUCUGCGCUGCGCUGACAUCCCUGCUCUAGCUCACAGGCCUGCCAACCAGCCAUUUUUAUAGUAUUCUUUAAAUCAUUGGAAGAUCAGUAGGGUUCUCAAACCUGAUACUUUAAUUAAUGUGAGUCCCCAAAGGCAUCGUGAAAAGCAAAUAGAUUCGAAUAUUUAUAGUAUUAUCAGCAGUAUUCAACCCAUCUCACAUACUUCAUUAGUGGUAAACAGUGCAGAUUCAAUUUUAGCCAUUGUGCCAGCUAUGUUAAUGUGGAUGUCAUGUAGGCCAGUUUGCAUGAGACAAAUUAUAAUCCCCCUAUAAAGUCUCCAAGGCACACAGCUUUAAUAUAUUGUUGCGCUAUUUGCAUCACCUUGCUAGAAUAUGCACAUGGAUAGAAUUGCUAAUGACUAGAAGAAAGGUAGGACAAGCCAGGUCAGAGAGCCAUAACAUCUGCACGCUGUUAUACACGAGAUAACGGUCUAAUUAACAUCCACUUAGUCAAAGCACAAUGCAGCAGACCCUGUAUCACUAACUACUACAUGAUAUGGUGUACCCACCGCAGAUCUUGAAUGUAAUGUGAUUUUGAGCACUGCAAGAUGUGACGGUCAUUCUGUGGAUUCAUUAAGUAAUCACCUUGUACCAGCAGUCGCAAAUGAAUAACAUAAGUCAGCAACAUAUUUAUGCUCGGGAUAAUGUAGCCUAACACAGCCGCUAAUGGUUUAAACAUUAAACUGUGCAAACUUGAACAAACCUUUGAAAAGCAGGCUUGUUUGCUUGCUAAAAGGGGCUUGUUCAAGAUCAGACACUUCCUGUGUUGCACCUGGAACAUUCCACAGAACUCCCAUCUCUAUGCCUUGCAUGCUCAUGUCCAAAGCAUGGAUUGCUGUUAUACCUUGUCCAUAGACUGCUUACAGGAAGGAAACCAAUGUUAUUUUUUAGUUUGGGUGAACUAUCCCUUUAAGUUAAAUAUGAUAGGUCCUGAUAUCUGUUACUGGGCAGUAUUGUGAUAUGUUUUUAAAUAGGAGGUAUUGGAGAUAAAGCUACAUGAGUGUCCCUCCUGAGGUUCCGAUCUCAGGAAUUUAUAGUGAUGAUUUGUCAAACUUUUGAAGGCUUAAUACUUUAAAGGGAACGUUGUUUGAUGCUGAGCCCAUAAUAAUCUGAAGGCAGAAGUAUCCAUGUUGCAUUUUUUUCCCUACAUUAGUGUGCCAUCUAGUGUUUUGAAAUCUCUUUAACAUUUGGAAAAAAACAAAGACUACAUUCCAGACUUAAGGUAAAAGUCUUAUGUACCACAAGAGGCGUCUUUUAUUAAAACACCUAACUUAUUCUGUAUAGUAACAUGUCCAAUAGCUAUAUGCAAAGUCAAUUGUACAUUAAGAAAAUAUUUUUAGUUUAGAAUGAGAGCCAACAGUGCCUAGCCAAAAUAUAAUUGGCAAUAUUACCCUCUGGUCUAAAAUGUGUGUCAAUGUUGUUGACUAUCAAUUGUUCAGUCUUCUGAAAAUCUUGUAUUUAUUUGGCUUUCACUUAAAAUGAAAUUAGCUGCAAUACAAUAAAACACAUCAAAAUUACAAUUA